Molecule: messenger RNA, 1173 nt
Organism: Akanthomyces muscarius
Lineage: Eukaryota; Fungi; Ascomycota; Sordariomycetes; Hypocreales; Cordycipitaceae
Exons: 3
Coding region: 1-1173 (390 amino acids)
Biological process (GO): ubiquitin-dependent protein catabolic process
Cellular component (GO): cytosol
Molecular function (GO): polyubiquitin modification-dependent protein binding
Source: RefSeq, a predicted model, not a curated record
AUGGCCGACAACGCAGAAGCGGGCAGCGAUGCCCAGCUCACUUUCAAGGUCAAGACCUCGUCCGACAGCACUCACGUCAUCACAAUGGCCGAGAGCGCCUCUGUUCUCGACCUCAAGACGAAGCUCGCUGGCGCCGAUUUUGAGAACAUCCCCGUCGAACGCCAACGGCUCAUCUACUCUGGCCGUGUCAUGAAGAACGACGAUUCACUUGCCACAUACAAGAUCAAGACCAACAACAUCAUCCACAUGGUCAAGAGCGCCGCCAGCAACCCCUCCCAGCCUGCCUCGUCGGCUAGUGUUCCCACGCCCCAGGCCCUGCCCACAAACAUGGCCUCCGGAACAGCCAACAACCCUCUUGCUGGCCUGACCGGAGCCCGAUACGCCGGCCACCAGGUGAACCUUCCUGGCAUGGACAUGUUUGGUCCCGACGGCGGCAUGGGUCCUCCCAUGGACGAAGAACGUAUGGCACGCAUGAUGUCUGACCCCAAUGUCCAGCAGACCAUGAACGAAGCUCUCAACAACCCCGACUUUGUCAACAUGCUCAUCGACUCGAACCCCAUGCUUCGCAACAUGCCCAAUGCCCGCGAGCUCAUCACUUCGCCAUUCAUGAGACAGAUGAUGAGCAACCCUUCCAUGCUCAGCAACGCUAUGCGCAUGCAGCGUGGCAUGCGCGGAGCCGACUCUGCCUUUCCUGCCCCCGGCGCAACCGACACCACACCUCAAAACCCAGCCGAUGGCAGCACCAACGGCACCCAGGACCAGGGAGCAGCGCAGCAAAACCCCUUUAUGAACCCUCUCAUGAACCCAUUUGGUGCUGGUGGCGCCGCCGGCCCCAGUUUUGCUGAUAUGAUGCAAAGCAUGAAUGCCGUCGGCCUAGGAACCGGUGCCGGCGAUGGUGCCAGUCCCGGCAAUGCCGCGCAGACCGGGGGCCCAGGCGAAGCUGGAACAACGGAGCAGCUCCAGCAAAUGUCACAGAUCAUGCGCUCCAUGACUGGCGGUGAUGCUGGAGCACCAGCUGCGCCCUCCGACAAUCGUCCUCCCGAGGAGCGCUACGAAGAGCAGCUCCGACAGCUCAACGACAUGGGCUUCUUUGAUUUUGAUCGCAACGUGGCUGCGCUACGAAGGAGUGGAGGAAGCGUGCAGGGAGCUAUAGAGUACCUGCUUUCUGGCUGA